GAUACAACAGUGCUGACAUUCUGUGAGGGUUUGAUAGAAGUCUUGACGGAGUGUUCAGUUGUAGUGUUGACAAUGGCAUGUCUGUGUGGCUUAAUGAGGCAGUUAACAGUUGUGACAAGGCGAACUUAUCCGUGCUUGAACAACACAAAUCUGACGCAUCAAGUGCGAUGGAGAAAGCCAAGAUGGGUCCCAGUCGCUAAAACUAAAGUUUUCAACGUUAGAGAACCGACUCCAAUUAAUGCAGAGGAAGAUGUUGAAUUGUUCAAGGAGUUUAACAGUUAUAGGACCGAGUUAAAGACUAUCAGAACAUUUUUGGUUAAGUGGCAGCAAGACAUUAAAACUGAAGAUAUUAGUGAGGAAGAACUGCAAAGAGCAGAAGAGGAAGAGCACAGGAGACUGAUGGAGAUAAACAGACAGUGGAAUGCGGAGGUUGCGGUCCAGAGGGAAAAGCGACAGAAAGAAGAAGUGGCUGCUAAACAGUUGCGUAAAAGAAAGGAACAGGAGCAAGAGGAAGAUGAAGAGCUGGAGAUGCUGGAACAGGCCAGCAGAUAUGUCCAAUUAGAAAGUGAACAGGCUAAGACAUUUGUAACAGAAGAGACAUUGGAUGAAGAAGUGGAGAAAGUGCUAAAUAUGAGAAAGGACUAUAACUUUGCUAUUGAUGCUGAAGGGAAUAAAGUGACCUAUGAGAACAAAGAUGCCAAGAAAUCAGAGCAGGCUGGAUAACAUUUACAUGUAUUCUGUUUUUAUCUUCAUUAAAAUAUUACUGUGUAUCAA
This is a messenger RNA of Liolophura sinensis, 774 nucleotides long. Its product is annotated as small ribosomal subunit protein mS26-like. Lineage: Eukaryota; Metazoa; Mollusca; Polyplacophora; Chitonida; Chitonidae. The coding region runs from base 73 to 723 and encodes 216 amino acids. Gene Ontology annotation, cellular component: mitochondrial small ribosomal subunit. The transcript has 4 exons. The record is from RefSeq and is a predicted model, not a curated record.